Messenger RNA from Bicyclus anynana (squinting bush brown), 4588 nucleotides. RefSeq names its product NECAP-like protein CG9132. Lineage: Eukaryota; Metazoa; Arthropoda; Insecta; Lepidoptera; Nymphalidae. The transcript is spliced from 5 exons. The coding region runs from base 208 to 924 and encodes 238 amino acids. Gene Ontology annotation, cellular component: clathrin vesicle coat; membrane. The record is from RefSeq and is a predicted model, not a curated record. Gene Ontology annotation, biological process: endocytosis.
GUCAAUUUGACUGAAAAGUUAUUGGAAUCAAAUCGUUACACUCUUGAAUCUUGAUUUUCGAUAUUUAAGACUUUCUUUUAAAUUAUUGUGUUUAUUCUCAAGUGAUUUCUUAUUAAAGAGAAUUAGAUAGUAAAUAAGCACAGUUGUAUAAUAAAGUGGACAAUCGUGUAUAAUAUAAUCUUACAUGGAUAUUUUUUAGUGUUGAACAUGGAAGCGUAUGAAAGUGUUUUGCUUGUUAAAAAUGAAGUGUUCGUUUUUAAAAUACCCCCAAAACAAACAAAUCGGGGCUACAGGGCAGCUGAUUGGAAUUUACAAGAGCCACAAUGGACGGGGCGUAUGCGACUCGUAGCGAAAGGCGACGAGUUGAUAAUGAAACUGGAAGACAAAACGAGCGGUGAAUUGUUCGCAAAAUGUCCCAUUGACAAAUACCCUGGAGUGGCACUUGAAUCUGUUACUGAUAGUUCUCGUUAUUUUGUUGUAAGAAUACAGGAUGAUAAUGGGCGCAGUGCUUACAUUGGCCUAGGAUUUGGUGACAGAUCAGACUCCUUUGAUCUGAAUGUAGCCCUCCAGGAUCACUUCAAGUGGCUGCGGAAAGAACAGGAAGGUGAACAAGGACAGCAACAGCAGCUGGACCUUAGCUUCAAAGAAGGAGAAACUAUAAAGAUUAACAUGAAGAUCACUAAAAAAGAUGGUAGUGAAGGAAGCAAGCCCCGCCGAGCAGGUGGUGCAGUGCCAGGUGGGCUGCUCCCACCACCUCCUGGGGGCUCCAAACUGCCCCCUCCACCUUCACCCCAACAUGUGCCAACACCCUUUGGAGCUCCCCCUGCAAAUACUGAGUGGGGAGACUUUAACUCUGCUAGUGCUCCGAGUCAGCAAGCAAAACCAACAACACCAGCCAACCAACAAAACUGGGUACAGUUCUAACUGCAGUGAUACAUGUCAAAAUAUACUUUGUUGCUGUGAGUUGGCCGUGCAUUGCACAAUACUUAUACUACUUACUUAAAUAUUAUGACAUAUCCAUCACUUUUUGUUUACAUUUAAGUAUAUAAAUCAUAUAUUUAUAUGCCUCUCUAAUUCAUUAUAUUCUUUUCUUGUGAAAACAGCAAUUAAUUAUUAUGUUUUAUUUAAAUUGUGUUUGUAGCUACACCAUAAAACAAAACUUUUAAAUUAGAACUGUAUGUUGAAACACAAAGAAAUGAUGACAUAAAUAAAACACAUAUAUAAACACUAUUUUUGAGAAUAAAACUAGAGAAUGGUAAUUUUAGAAUUUAAAAUAUUGUAAACAUAAAUAAAUUUUAAGGUAGCCUUAAAAUGAAAAAAGCAAAAUAUAUAAAGCACUGUGUUGGUGAUUAUGUUAAUAUUGAAUUGCAAAGAAUAGAAAAAUAGCAAUACAUGUUUGCACCGGGGGCCUUAGCCAUGUUACAGGUCUAUUGUCUUUCUCUCUCUAAAAACGCUAAUGCUUUGAAAACGAAUAAACGAUAGACAACUUGAUCACGUGACCUGUCGAAAAUGAAUGUCAGUCUCAUACAUUUUUAAUUUUUUUCAAGCGUUAGCAUUUGUAGAAAGAGAAUCGACGGUCCAUGUGGCUACAGGCCACAUAAUUUUGAUGAAAUUGAUGAAUUUUUCUUUUCUUUUGUGAAAUAUAACUGGUAAUUUUUUUGCAUCUUGUGUACAUGUUUAUAAACGUGUUUAGAGUAUAAUUUCUUAUUUGAUCGAUUUUAUUUAUUCUAAGUAACUACUGUAUUAUACUGAUAAAGUACAGUAAUUAUAAUAAACAUAAAUAUAUUUAUGUUUAAUAAUAUUAAUAUUUUCUGAUUACUCAAAAAAGUUACGGAAAAUUGAUUGUAAUAUUCAUAUAAAAUGUAAGUUAAAUAUAACUUGCCUAUGUAAAAGAUUUUAAGGGUUCGUUUUGUGUGAUGUGUCGACGUUUUUAAAAACGCAAAAAAAAAUACAAAGUAUUUUAUUUUAAAAAUGUGUAAUAUAAGCUUAAGUUAAAUGAGUCUUUCAGUUUUCAUUAUUUAAUUAUAUUUUAUAAAUUGUCCUUAUGUUAGCACUUAGCUAUUAAUUAAGUAACAUUCCUUUUCAUUUUAUUUUAUCUUUUAGUAUGAGUAGGUAUGCCGUAAUUUAGCGAUAAUAAUAAAUAUUGUGUUAAUAAUUUACCUUCAUAUAAUCCAAAAUUGUUUACUGUUUUUCGAUUACUCAGUAUAAUUAUAGAACACCAAUAGUAUAAGUAGGAAUAGAAAAAACUAUAUAAACCCUGACAAUAACUGGCAUGUAAUGCACAUACAAAAUAAAAUGUGUUUUCGAAACUCUAAAAAACGUGGUGUACAUAGGCCUUAAAUGAUAUAAUGCAUGCCACGAGCAUUGUCGUGCGUUAUAAUAUUCCUAACAAAGCAUAACACUGAAAAUUCUAAUUCAAAUAGAUAUACAUACAUUUUAUUUUGUACAUUCUGUGUAAAUCAUGCCAGAUUUUAUUACGCUCGACCUUAACACAAAUAUCAAUCAUUAUCGUGCAUGUUUGAUUAUUUACUAGGUUAAAACUGAAAGUUAUUCACUUAGUUCUACGUCACACACAUAUGAAACUGGCUUGGCAUUAAACACUCAUUGACGUUUGAUAUCUUAUUUAAGGUUCCGAAUGGUCUUAAGUACCAGCGGCGAAGAGUUCAUUCUAGCCGAUUCCUGCCGGAUUAUCUUUAAAAAUCCAUGCAAAUUCAUUGUUGUACUGUAUAUCUAGAUAUAUGAGAAACCAGAGUUUGUAUCACUCUAUAUGAAUUUCUUAAUUCUUUGGGUGGGAUGCUUACCUUCAUCUAAAUUCUAAUCUUCACCACUGGUAAGUACAAAAAACGGAACCCUUAUAAGAUCACUGUACGUUUGUGUAUUUGCUGUGGGGUCCUUAAAUGAAGUUUAAAAAGUGCAACUGUUGAGUUUCUUGCCGGUAUCUUCUCAGCAGAACCUGCCUUCCGAACCGGUGGUAGAAUCUUUACAAAUAGUCAACUGACGUGUCAAAAGUGCUUGUAAACUGAGCCUUCCUGAAAUAAAUGAUUUUUUGAUUUUUUUUGAUGUGUUCUGGGGGGGCUAAGUAAUCACAGGUAUAGUCGGAUCCAAUCUUUAUGACGUAUUACGGGCCCAAAUCCUCCUCAAUAAGCCUCUUUAUGGCCCAAAUCCUCCUCCUAAACGACAGGAGACCUUUUUCGGGGAUCAAAUGUUCGUCAUUAAUAAGGUCAUCGUAGGCUAUCGCUGUGCAACGGCAACGAAUAUUUAAUGCCAAGCAAGGUUAUGUGUAAUUUUCAUAAGUGUAAAUUGUUUAUAGCGUCACAUCGGCAGCACAUUUUAUUUAUUUUAUUCGACCCUCAAGCCAAUUACAAGCCAUUAUUUUAGAAAGUAAAUACGGGGGUUAAACCCUCUACUCUGUAUCAAUACAGGUUGACGGGUUGCGGUCGUUUAUUAUAGUAGGGGAGCCAAAGAGGGGAUUUUUGCAGUUACUCGAGCGCGGCAGAUAAACAUAAAGGACUUUGCACGUUGUUGAGUACCUCUACCAAAUAUUGGUGGGUACGUUUAGAGUAACCAAAAAAAAAAAACUAACUUCAGAAAUACUCAACCAGCACGUCAGAUUAAGAUAAGGUAGGUGAGAUGACUACGAAAAUCUCACGAUUUGAGCGUAACGUAUGGGAGGGUUUCAAAGUUAUAUAAUAAAACCCAAAUAUUUUAGUUCUCGAGUUACGAGCGCGAUUAAUUUUUUACUUAUUUUGAAAGAACCUCGUAAUAAACCGCAAACCUUUCAGUUUUCAUGUUUAAUCAUUAAACACAAUUUAUUUGAUAGAUUUCAUUAUAUAUUGCCGAUGUAUGAUGUUUGAAGAGAGAGACACUUGAAAAGCUCACAUAACAUUGUAUGAUCUAAUAUAUAAGAUGUUAAAUACGAUUAUUAUCUGUAUAUUGUGUUGUAACACUUAAAUAGUUUAAUUUUUUCACUUAUCUUUAGAUGUAGGGAUUGAAAUUAUGGCUCUACACAUUACUGUUAAUAAAAUAUUGUUGAAAUUCUGCAUGUCAUAGACAAGCUCUAUGUAAAUAGCUUAAUUAAAAGUGGUAGCCGUGUGAUUGUACAAAUGUUGUUGUUUGAACUUAAGAACGUGAGGACAUUUUCACAAUUUAGCAUUUUGAAACUAUUCUAAUCUAUUUAUAACUAGAGAAUCGCUAGAAUCUAUUUCUGCGUUAUGAGAUGACCUGAGUGGGCCAAUAUUUGGGAUAAGAAAAUGUUCUCACGGGCUUAAAUUCGAGUACAGUGCGAAGUAAACUUUAUGACCUUUUGGAAUUUUCUGCGUUAAGCUGCAUAUAAGAUUUUAGGUAUCAGAGAUAACGUAGGGGCGCGGCGGCAAGGCAACACCCUGCGCGCGCCUUCCACCCCCCCCGAAGUCUCUUCUCACGUCUUAAUUUAAGCGUACUUUAUGUAUGUCCUGCGCUUAUCGACAUCCGCAGUUUUUUUCCGUGACGUCAUAAAUUUUGCAUCGGACUGUAAUAAUAAUUACUUAGAUCUGUUUGGCGAAUAAAAUAUUAAAUAUGUACAAAUGUAAUAAAGCAAAGUAGCAGCUAC